ACACUGUACGACUAAAACUUCUGGCACCUAUAUUUUCUUCCUCGUGUAUAUGAAAAAAGAAUGAAGACCUUGGAGAUUAUUGGUUGUUUACUGGCCAUUAUUGUGGUUAGUCACGCUUACGAUUCCUACCGUGCUGUACAAUUCAAAAGAUACCUUGGUGAAUGCAGUGAAGCACUAAACAAAACACUCGUACUUGCGAGUCCCGGUCCCGAAUUGUUUAUUUGCGCAUUGCAGAAGGACGGCCAAAUUUUUGACGAUGAAGGCGUGAUGCAACAAGGUGCAAUGCGUAAAUUUAUAACAGACGUCACCCCCAAUGAAAGUGAAGUAGAAUUUUCAUGGCAUGUACUCGACAUUUGCUGCAGUAAUGCUGACUCUCUGGAGUUUCCUUCCAUGGUUAAGAUGACGUAUGUUUAUAACUGCAUCAUACCGAUUGUGUCUAACUUUAAGCUAGAUAUGGAUUGAUAAUUUCGCUUUAUGCAAUAUACAAAAUCUGUUUUCAUUCAAAAUCUGUUCUUCAUCGGAUAUUCUGUAAAACUUCCUCUAAUAUUGUUUCAACUAUUUAUAUAACUUUAUUAUCUAUAACAAAUUAGUGCCAUGACCACACAAUUCAACAGUAUUUCUGUAAUAAUUAUAUAAAAUGUGGUUCAAUAAAGUAUAGUUGUUCUAUAAAAA
Odontomachus brunneus is the source of this 672-nucleotide messenger RNA. RefSeq lists its product as uncharacterized. Bases 61 to 462 code for a protein of 133 amino acids. Lineage: Eukaryota; Metazoa; Arthropoda; Insecta; Hymenoptera; Formicidae. The record is from RefSeq and is a predicted model, not a curated record. The transcript is spliced from 5 exons.